This is a messenger RNA of Mangifera indica (mango), 1727 nucleotides long. RefSeq names its product indole-3-pyruvate monooxygenase YUCCA2-like. Bases 251 to 1516 code for a protein of 421 amino acids. The record is from RefSeq and is a predicted model, not a curated record. Lineage: Eukaryota; Viridiplantae; Streptophyta; Magnoliopsida; Sapindales; Anacardiaceae. Gene Ontology annotation, molecular function: N,N-dimethylaniline monooxygenase activity; NADP binding; flavin adenine dinucleotide binding. Gene Ontology annotation, biological process: auxin biosynthetic process. The transcript has 4 exons.
CCCUUUUCAUUUCAAUCUUAGCUCUAGAGAUCACCCUUUUCCCUCCUUCCAUAAAACAGAUAAGACUCAAUCUAUAUUUCUAAAAUUUCAGAAUUAGAUCCCAUAAUAUCUCUAUCAAUUAUCUAUUUCUGUAUAAGAAUAAUAGGAUGUCUCAAAUUUCAACCUAAUCUCCAUCUCUAUAUACGUUACAAAGCCUGUACAGUUGCAGUAACUUUGGCUAACUAUCUAGUUUUCUUGAUCAAGUCUAAUUAUGGAUCACUUGAAUGAAGUAGUAGGGAAAAGAAUCCAUGACAAGAAGAUUGGCGCGACAGCAAGGUGCUUCAUGGUGAGUGGACCUGUUAUAGUUGGUGCUGGCCCAUCGGGAAUGGCGACUGCUGCUUGCCUUAAAGAAAAAGGAAUCCCUAGCUUGAUUCUUGAAAGGGCUAAUUGCAUAGCUUCCUUAUGGCAGCACAAAACCUAUGAUCGCCUUCGUCUUCAUCUCCCUAAGAAUUUCUGUGAACUCCCUCUAAUACCAUUCCCAGAAAGUUUCCCCACUUAUCCAACCAAACAGCAGUUCUUAAACUACUUGGAUGAUUAUGCUAACCAAUUUGGCCUGGAACCAGUUUUUAACGCCACUGUGGUCAAUGCUGAAUAUGACCAUCGCUGUAGGUUUUGGAGAAUUAAGACUUUGGGGCUCAAACAAGAAGAGACUGAGUACAUAAGUCAGUGGUUGAUUGCUGCCUCUGGAGAGAAUGCAGAGGAAGUUAUGCCGCAUAUCGAAGGAAUGCAAACUUUCAAAGGGCCCAUUUUUCACUCUAGCUCGUACAGAUGUGGAGAAAUAUUUCGUGAAAAGAAAGUACUUGUAGUUGGAUGUGGAAAUUCAGGUAUGGAGGUGUCUUUGGAUCUCAGCAACUACAAUGCCCAUCCAACCCUCCUCGUUAGAACAGCGGUGCACGUUUUGCCUCAAGAGAUAAUAGGAAUAUCAACUUUUGGAAUAUCUAUGUUCUUGCUCAAAUGGCUACCCGUACGUCUUGUGGACCAGUUUUUACUUCUAAUGUCGUGGUUCCUGCUCGGAAACACAGCUCAAAUUGGAAUCAAUCGCCCCAAGCUUGGCCCUCUUCAACUAAAGAAUUUGACCGGAAAAACACCUGUAUUAGACGUCGGCACAACAGGAAAGAUUAAAAGUGGGGAUAUUAAGGUAAUUCGCCAAGGAAUCAAGAGAUUGACGAAAGAUAGUGUGGAGUUCGUUGAUGGGAAGAAAGAGAAUUUCGAUGCUGUCAUUCUAGCUACUGGUUUCAAAAGCAAUGUAGUAUCUUGGUUGAAGGAGACAGAUAUGUUUUCUCAGACAAAUGGGAUGCCUCGGAAGCCAUUUCCAAAUGGAUGGAAAGGCGAAAAUGGGCUGUAUGCUGUAGGAUUUACUUACCGUGGCCUCCUUGGUGCCCCCAUUAUUGCAAGAAAAAUUGCUGAAGAUAUUGAGCAUGAGUGGAAAGCUGAGGCCGCAAAUUUUAUAGCUUUCACUCGUGCUUCUGAAUUAUAAGCCAACGUAAGCAUCAAAAUGAAUAAAAUCUUCUACUAAUAACCUGCAACUAAUGCUAAGAAGUUUUUCCUCGUUUGAAGGAGCGAUUAAUCCUAAUUAAUCUUUCAAUUAAAUUUCAUAUUUUUCUUUUUAUUUCUUUUGGCUUGGCGUAGCAAGUGUAUAUCUUGUACAUAGAUUUUGUUUUCCAAUUGAUUUUGGAAUUUAAACUUAA